Triticum urartu is the source of this 732-nucleotide messenger RNA. RefSeq lists its product as uncharacterized. The record is from RefSeq and is a predicted model, not a curated record. Lineage: Eukaryota; Viridiplantae; Streptophyta; Magnoliopsida; Poales; Poaceae.
GCGUAUAUAUAUACCACGAGGUGAUGGAGGUGCCAUUGUACACUCUCAUAACGCAGCCAGCCAUCGAGUGCAAAGGCAAGAUCUUGUGUUUCACGUACGCAUACACAAGGAUGAAGAAGGGUGGCGGGAAAGCCAGCGGGUGCUUCUUCUGCCUCGGCGCGCCGAUACGCGCGCUGUCGAGGGCGUGUGACCUCUACGUGAACUGCAUGUCCGGAUGCGCGCGCCGCAUGCCAGCGGGGGCGGUCGUGGGUGGUCGCGGCUUCGGCGGGCCGGCCACGUCCAUGCACCUGCGGGCGAGCUCGGAUCGUUCCGACGGCCUUGUCCGUGCCGCGUCGAAACAGCGCCGCGUCGCGCCCGAGCCAGCGGAGGUAGGGGCAGCGAAGAAGACGGUCCGCCUUAGCCAGGCGCCGGCGGCCGUCCCGGCACGGAGGAAGGGCCCGGCGAUGGUGACCAUCGACGAGGACGCGCCGUGCGAGUUUGGCGCAUGCCCGCUGAAACGUCCAGAGCAGAGGAGUCGCGGCGCGGCGGUGGGCGGACUGGCCGCGCGCGGCGGUGGUUUUGGCGCCAUCAAGGUGGGGGGCGAGGCAUUCGAGAGCCGACCGUGACGCGUGCGUACAACACACGCGCAUGAUAAAACUUACAUCGAAAUUUCGACCGGUUCUCUCCCCCUCUUGAUUACUUCUUGUUGACAGAUUUCUUUUAAAAAGGAUACAAGAUUUAUUAUAAAAAUUA